Messenger RNA from Camarhynchus parvulus, 9806 nucleotides. RefSeq names its product protein tyrosine phosphatase non-receptor type 14 (gene PTPN14). Gene Ontology annotation, biological process: protein dephosphorylation; lymphangiogenesis. The record is from RefSeq and is a predicted model, not a curated record. The transcript has 19 exons. The coding region runs from base 633 to 4208 and encodes 1191 amino acids. Gene Ontology annotation, molecular function: protein tyrosine phosphatase activity. Gene Ontology annotation, cellular component: cytoskeleton. NCBI's taxonomy places the organism in Eukaryota, Metazoa, Chordata, Aves, Passeriformes, Thraupidae.
GGGAGGGGGUAAGAGUUAAAAAAGAAAAAAGGAAAAAAAAAGAAAGAAAGAAAGAAGGAGAAAGAGAAAAGAAAUCUCAAGUCGCGUCCCCGACGUCUCCGGGCCCCGCGGCCGCAGCGGCCGCCCCACAUUCCUGGCAUUCCUGGGCCGUGACUCCCCGCGCCGCCCCGGCCCCAGCCGGGCCCCGGCCCCGCCGCCUCCAGCUCGCCCGCCCGCCGGCCCCGCUCGCCCCCGCGGGACACCAGUCUCCUCCCUCCCGCCCUGCCUCCCUCCUUCCCGCACCCCGCGGCCGGCAGCAGCAGCUCAGGGCGCCCGGCCCUCCGCGCCGCCACCGGCGGCCGCAGCGCCCUCCCGGCCGCCCCGCCGAAGUUCCCCGCGGUGGCCGGGCCGGGGCGGCGGGAGCCGCUCUCCCUCCGCAGCGCUGGUGCCGGCGGCAGCCGCGGGCGCGCACAAAGCCGGAGCCGCCGCGCUGCCCAGCAGGAAUCCCUUGGAGCUUGCCCCAGGAAUGGACAGCUCCCUCCGUUUCUGGAGGAGAGUAGUGCCAGCUGAAGAAGCCUUCGAGGCGGGUGGACAAGUGUGCUGCUAGCUCUGGGGAGAGCCCGGGGAAGGGGCGAUCCCGCCGGCCGUCAGCCAUGCCUUUCGGGCUGAAACUGCGGCGGACCCGGCGCUACAACGUGCUGAGCAAGAACUGCUUCGUGACCAGGAUCCGUCUGCUGGACAGCAACGUGAUCGAGUGCACCCUGUCCGUGGAGAGCACGGGGCAGGAGUGCCUGGAGGCUGUCGCUCAGAGGCUGGAGUUACGCGAGACUCACUACUUCGGCCUUUGGUUUCUCAGCAAGAACCAGCAAGACCGCUGGGUUGAACUGGAAAAGCCUCUGAAGAAGCAGCUGGACAAAUUUGCCAAUGAGCCUUUGCUUUUCUUUGGGGUGAUGUUCUACGUGCCCAGUGUUUCCCGACUGCAGCAGGAGGUGACAAGAUAUCAGUAUUACCUACAGGUGAAAAAGGAUGUUCUUGAUGGGCGAUUGAUAUCCUCAUUUGAGCAGGGGAUUCGACUGGCUGGUCUGGCAGUGCAAGCGGAUUUUGGAGACUAUAAUCAGUUUGAAUCUCAUGACUUCCUCCGAGAAUAUGUCUUGUUUCCUAUGGACUGGACCCAGGAUGAAGCUGUUCUGGAGGACCUGACUCAGAAGGUUGCUCAGGAGCACCGAACUCACAGUGGCAUUACAGCAGCAGAGGCUGAGCUAAUGUACAUCAAUGAAGUGGAACGUCUGGAUGGGUUUGGACAGGAAAUUUUCCCUGUGAAGGAUAACCAUGGAAAUGACAUACACCUUGGUAUUUUCUUCAUGGGCAUCUUCAUAAAAAACAGAAUUGGAAGGACAACUGUGAUCUAUAGGUGGAAUGACAUUGGGAAUAUUGCUCAUAACAAGUCUUCAAUUGUUCUAGAGUUGAUCAACAAAGAAGAGAAUGUACUCUUUCACACAGAUGAUCUUGAAAAUGCUAAAUAUAUUUCACGUCUCUUUGCAUCAAGACACAAGUUUUACAAACAGAACAAAAUCUGCACAGAACAAUCAAAUUCUCCUCCCCCUAUCCGACGGCGGCCAACCUGGAGUAGGUCAUCUUUGCCAAGACAACAUCCUUUUAUACUGCCUCCUAUGCAUGUCCAGUGUGGAGAACACUACACUGAAACACAUAAUUCACAAGAUAGCAUUUUCCAUGGAAAUGAAGAAACUUUCUACUGUAGGUCUCAGACCAGUUUGGAUAGGUGUCCAAUGGACUUCAGCUACUUGAAUGGUAAUGGACCCAAUGGGAGUGUAUGCAGUGCCCACAGCAUGAACUCCCUCAAUCGCUCGCAGAACUUCAUCCAGGCAUCUCCAAUGUCCUCAAAUCUGAGCAUCCCGGGGAGUGACAUCAUGAGAGCAGACUAUAUCCCCAGCCACAGACACAGUGCAAUCAUCGUCCCGUCUUACAGGCCAACUCCAGAUUAUGAAACUGUCAUGAGGCAAAUGAAGAGAGGGGUGAUCCAGAUGGACAGCCAAAGUCAGUCUUUGAGAAAUCUCAAUAUUGGAAACACACAUGCUUACAACCAGCCAGAGGACCUAGUUUACAGCCAGCCUGAGAUUCGAGAGAGGCACCCUUACACGAUCACCUACGGGCCCCAGGGGGGUGCCUAUAACAAACCCGUGGCCCCGUCUGACCAAAUGAACCCCAACAAUGCUGCCCAGAAUAAGACAGCAGCCAGCGCCAUAUCCCACACGGUCAGCACCCCAGAGCUGGCCAACAUGCAGCUGCAGAGCGGCCAGAGCUACAACACCACCCACAUGCUCAAGAACUAUCUCUUCAGGCCCCCGCCUCCGUACCCACGCCCGCGCCCCGCCACCAGCACGCCUGACCUGGCCAGCCACCGGCACAAGUACGUCAGUGGCAGCAGCCCUGACCUGGUCACCCGCAAGGUCCAGCUCUCAGUGAAGACCUUCCAGGAGGACAGCUCGCCUGUGGUGCGCCAGUCACUGCAGGAGGUCAGUGAGCCCCUCAUGGCCGUGAAGCACCACACAGCCGUGAACAAGCGCCACAGCCUGGAGGUCAUCAGCAAUAUGGUGCGCGGCAUAGAAGCCAUGGCCCUGAAAACUUUAAACGCCCCCCUGCCGCGCAGGAACACUCUGCGGGAGCAGGUGCAGCCGGAAGAGCCAGUUCAGAUGGGCCACGAAGUUCAGCAGGUCCCUCACUACCACCACAAAAAGACGUUUUCCGAUGCCACAAUGCUGAUACACAGCAGCGAAAGCGAAGAGGAAGAGGAAACGCAGGAAUCUGUGUCCCGGAUAGCAGCCCUCCACGAGAACAUGGAGUACAGCGCUCAGCUGCAAGCUGCCUUGGCUAGAAUACCAAAUAAACCUCCCCCAGAGUAUCCCGGGCCUCGUAAAAGUGUCAGCAAUGGAGCGCUGAGGCAGGACCACGUUAGCAUUUCUGUGGCUGUAGCCAGGGCCAAGGCCAUGAGGCCAGGGCCUUCCAAAGCCAUCAGUGUCUCUCGAACUGAUCAAGUGGCAAUAAAUGGCUCUUCACUGGGGCCCUCUAUCUCAGAGCCUGACCUCACCAGUGUGAAGGAGCGGGUCAAGAAAGAGCCGGUCAAGGAGAGGCCUGUGUCUGAAAUGUUUUCUAUCGAGGACAGCAUUAUAGAAAGAGAGAUCAUGAUGAGGAAUCUAGAAAAGCAGAAGAUGGCAGGCCUGGAGGCCCAGAAGAGGCCCUUGAUGUUGGCAGCACUGAACGGACUCUCAGUUGCUAGGGUUCCAGUGCCGGAGGACAGCCAGGAUGAAGUCACCAAGGUGCCAAUGGAUGAGAGGUGCAAAAUCUUGAGGAGGAAGCUGGAGGAGGGGAUGGUGUUUACAGAAUACGAGCAGAUUCCAAAGAAGAAGGCAGAUGGGAUCUUCACCACUGCUGCCCUGCCUGAGAACACAGAGCGCAACCGCAUCAGGGAGGUCGUUCCUUACGAGGAGAACCGAGUGGAGCUGGUGCCGACCAAAGAAAACAAUACAGGCUACAUCAAUGCUUCACACAUAAAGGUGACUGUAGGUGGAGAGGAGUGGCACUACAUUGCUACCCAAGGGCCCCUGCCACACACAUGCCAUGACUUCUGGCAGAUGGUGUGGGAACAGGGGGUGAAUGUUAUAGCCAUGGUCACAGCUGAAGAGGAGGGAGGAAGAAGUAAGAGCCACCGUUACUGGCCUAAACUGGGCUCUAAGCACAGCUCAGCCACCUAUGGGAAGUUCAAGGUGACAACCAAGUUCCGCACGGACUCUGGCUGCUUUGCAACUACUGGUCUGAAGGUCAAGCAUCUUCUCUCUGGACAAGAGAGGACAGUGUGGCAUUUGCAGUAUACUGACUGGCCAGACCAUGGGUGUCCAGAAGAAGUCCAAGGCUUUUUAUCUUACUUGGAAGAGAUCCAGUCGGUGCGUCGGCACACCAACAGCGUGCUGGACAGCAGCAACACCUGCAACCCUCCCAUCGUGGUGCACUGCAGUGCAGGCGUGGGGAGGACUGGCGUGGUGAUCCUGACAGAGCUCAUGAUUGGCUGCUUGGAGCAUAAUGAAAAAAUGGACGUUCCUGUGAUGCUGAGACACCUGCGGGAGCAGAGGGUGUUUAUGAUCCAGACCAUUGCCCAGUACAAAUUUGUCUACCAAGUGCUCAUACAAUUCCUGCAAAACUCGAGACUUAUUUAAUCUUUUCAAACAUCCCAGACCCAGCAUUGUGGAUCUGACUGAACCUUACUGAUGAACAAGGGGAACUGCCUUGACAACACUGUGUGCAUAUAUUGCACUUUUUAAAGUUGUCUUGAAAGUAAGGAAUGAUGGUUCUUUACUAGUCUCCCAUGGAUUAUUUUAUACAAGAUAUAAUUUAUUUUUCUUGGAAUAACUUUUGAAUUACUUUCAUAACUCAUAAAACUUAUAGUGACCUUCAAAGUGAACCACAUUUGACAUGACUGGUCUGCAUUGUAACAUGUCUGUAAGGAAAGCAAUCCUUUGUAAAGGUAGUUUGCUGGCUUCUAUUUUGCUACACAGCUUCUGAAACCUACAGUUAUUUGGCAGUGGGCUUUUUUCACGUAAGGACCUUCUGGACCCAGUGUGUGGCUUCUCUGGUAAAAGCAAGACCUGCUAGAUGUCAGCUACAGCUCUGUGUGAGUGGAAGCUGAGGGUGCACAGCGUGGAGACCUGAGCUCUGCACGUGCAGCCAGGCACGUUACAGAGGGCUCGAGCACAGGACAUUGUGAGGACAUAGAGUUUUGGGUGCUAAACUCUUCAAAUUCCACAAGAAUUACGGUUUUAGACUAGUCCUUGAAAAAGUCAAUAUUGUGUCUUUUUAAGGAAGCCUUUUGCUGCUGUGUGCAACCCAUGAAGGGAAUCAUAAGAAGCAAUGUAGGCUGCAGUGCAGUGACCUCCAGCAGGCUGAAGUCAGUGAGUGACUCUUUCCAAUAACUGGUGGUCUGAGAGUUUAAUAGCAGAGCAUUUUCAACCAAACAUAUCUGGAAAAAAAGCCAAAUCAAGCACCUUCUCACCAAUUCAACUGAAAGUAUUAUUGCCUUGAGGCUCACCCUCUGCAGACAAGGAAUCUCAUUUAAAUUAGGCAUCUCCAGUUGCCUUAGCCUUCACUAAGUGUGAGCUAUUGUUGGAUGGUUAGAGAAGGAGUCAGGCUAGAGAGGUGCCUUGGAGGUCUCUGGACCCAGCCCCACUCACCCCACUGCUGACUUGAAACUUGGAUAGGCUUGUCCAGGGACACAUCCAGUUUCAGAAUUUUCAAGGGUGAGGAUUUCACAGCCUCUCAGGGCACGUGAUGCAAUGCAGUUACUUUGUUGUGGUGAAAUCAUCUUUCUCGGUAUCCCUUCCCCAGAUACUUCUAAUAUUUUAAUCCUACUGUUGCUUUUCUGUUGCAUCCCCACCUCCAAACCCUGGUCAAUGUACAAAGCCCUAAGCCUACAAGCACUCUUAUUUUCAGCACUAAAGGAACUAAAAUUAAUGGGGAGCUUAAGCCAAGGUUCUGUACCAGAAUGUUUCUUGAAUGUAUUUAAAACUGCACUGUGUUGAUUUGAUGCUCUGCAAUACAGGCCUAACAUGAUGACAAAGCCUCUGGUGAAGACUUGUAACCACCAAUAAAUGGAGAGGAAUUAUUUUGCUGUAAUAGCUUGACCAUGUUCUUUUUAGGGAUCAGUUGAGCUUUCAGUCAACUUCAGUUUUCCUCUAAUUUUUUUUCCGCCAGUGCCAACAUAUCUCUUGUUAAAUUAGCAGCAACCAUUUAAAGUCUUUUCAGCAGCAUCUGCAUGAUAAUUGCAGAGAGAUGCUUUAUAUCUGGGAAAAAAGCCAAGGAAUAAACCUUGAAGCAAAGUGUAUUAAAUUAGUUAUCUCGUUAUAAGUUUUUGAAUAAUUUCCUAAUGAUGAAUUAAGUUUGAACUCAGAGCUGUCAAGUCCCAUUUCUCCACUUGGAUGUGAGAAGUAGAAAAUCAGGAGGGAAAAGAAUCUGUUCCUAUGUCUUAUUAUUCAGCUGCUCUUGGCUGCAAUGUGUGUUUCUGCUGCUACAGUGAGCACAGGAAAGUUAUUGCAUAAGAGAGUGUGAAGAGCUGUGUUUGAAGGGAAGAAAAUUAAGCAAAUGUUUUUUUAUGCAAAGAUGCAUCAUAGGUGUCUUAGAAAAACAUUAAUUAGAAAAAGGCACUAAAAAUCCUUUCCAAAUUAAGUCAGUGCCUAUUAAUGAGCCAAAUAAGUGGCCAUGUGGUAAGCAGUCAUUUCCAAUUAACUCCUAAUGUGGCUGGUAUGGUAGAUAGAGGCCAAUGUGAGUCACUUUUUCCUUUUCAUUGUCAAAGAAUGGUAAUUUUAAACUUUUCCUUUCAUCUGACUUCAAUGUAUUUUUCCCUGCUAGAUUUUAUCUUGACUAGAUCUGUUAAUAUCCUAAGUGAAUUGGGCUGGUGCAUGUCUUCAGAGGUUCUUUUCCAGCCCAGCUUACAAGCAGCCCUCAGCAUGCUGAUGUUUUAUGGUUGAAACAUGGUACAGUUUUGUAAGGGAAAAAAUGAACCUUCUCACUUUGAACCUGUUGUAGUUUUAUCAGGCCAAAAUUGCUUGGGCAGUAUUUCCUAACCUUUAGGGAGUGACAGGAAAAUGCAUUUUGCAUCCAAUUUUCUUAGUCAUAGCAGGAAUGAACACAUGGGCCUUAAAGCAACAGUGCUGUUAAGUUUCUGUCCUGCAGACUUUUAAAGAGCAGAACCCUUGAGGAGAAAAGGACAAUUUGGAGUUGCUGUUUGUUGUGUUGCAUGUUUUUAACAUCAAAGCAUAACAGUAGAUUGAGACCAGUUUCAUCCAUUUGGAGUAAAGUCUGGAUUGAAAAUCUCACAAUGAUUCAUCAAUGAACAGAAUUUUGACACAAGCAGUCUUCUCCCAGGGCACCAACCUUGCAGUCUGGCAUGUUCAGCCUACAAUCCCUGAUGCUUUCCAAGAGAGAACUUGCAGCAGAUGAGUAAGUCUGGCUUGGGCAUCCAUUGUGUCUGUUUUUCUUUUAGUACACUCUUCAACUGUAUUUAACAAUCUUUGCUUUUUUAAUUUAAACUCUUACCAACUAUAGUAUUGAGGUGCUGGCAUUAGCUUUUUGGUUACAGUUAUGGUCUGAGCAUUUCAUGCUUCCCAUUGUUAGAGCAGGGAUGGGAGAGAUGACAGCUGAGCUGUGGUGCUGCUCAGUGCUCUGGGGAUCCUGUUUCUGUCCUCUGUCAGUCACACUGGAGGAUGGUGGACAUCAGCUGCUCAGGUCCUAUUUGUUUCAGGUCCUACAAAGGCUUGUUUAGGCACCUUGUCCUUGACUACCUGAGGAAAGAUGAAGCUUGUUCCCACGAACAUUUUCCUGUAUAGGCAUACAGGGGUCCUAAAUGCUCAGCCUUAUCAGAAGUUCCCUAAUCUAAUUUUAGCUGGCAAAAGACACAUCUCUGAGAGCUUACUCAACCUAUUGCCAGCACAGUCCUUGAAGUAUAUUGAAGUGCAUGCUGUACUACUUAUUUAAAUCAGCUGCCUCAGCUACAAGUAUUAAAUAUUUGCAUGAUUUCAAAAGCUGGGGGUUUUAAAAUUACUUUCUUGUAAACAAACAGAAAUGCAAAUGGCAAAACAUAGACUUACUCAUUCUUUUCCAGCCUAAGUGCUUCAAUAGUGCUUGUCAUGCCAGCCAGGACGUUAUUUUUCCAAUACCUGCUAUGUCUCUGUAGUUCGCAAGCAACUCUAAAAGAAAUGUUGAUGGGCAAUCUUGUACUUGGAUAUAGCACAGAAACCUGUAGGGAAAAUUCAGCAGAGCUAACUCUGACAAUGCUGCAUUUCCAACAGCCGACUUCCCACUGGUCUCCUGGGAGGAGAUGAUGACUGAAUUAGCUGUUGUCAGCCUCACUAACAGUUUGUGGUCUGUGUGCUCAGAAAGUGGAAUCAUCAGGCUGAUCUGUGCUGUAGCAGCUCUCAUGCUUCACUGAGGGAGGUCUGAGUUAAAUUUUGCUCCUUGUAUUAGUGGGUAAAAAAAUGCUAGGGUGGCAGCCACUGCAGGUAAUAAAGGCCUGCAUCACAUUGCAGAAGCAAAUUCCUGAGCAGGCCAUGAGAGGAAGGACUGCAUGAAAACAGCCUUUGACCACCCUUCUGCAAAAUGAAUAUAAAGCUGCUGAUGUGUACUUCAAGGCAUGUCGAGUUUGGGAUAGGUUUUGAUGCCAGUAAGAGAGAGGCUGCAAGUCCAGAACCCCAAAAGCAAUUGUCCCCAGCUCACUCUUAGCCUUCUAGAGUGGUUUCCUUGUAGGAUCUGGUGCUUAGGGAGCUAUAGAUGCCAUCUAGGUCUUUAGAGAGAAGGACAUUAUACAUGCAGCUGCUUCCAGGGAAUGGGGAUUUGAGGAAGGGAACAGAUGGCUGUGGGGCAAAACAAGAUGGAGGUAUUAACCAUAAAUAAACUAGAUUGUUAGAUUGUGAAACAAAACAGUGCACAGGUCAAAAAAUAGCAGUGUUUAUAUAAAUAUUUAAAGUAAAUAAAUUUAGUCAGUGUUUUUGGAGUGUCUUAGAUUACAGUUCCAUUGGUUUCUCUCAGCUGUUUUGGCUGGCAUUUCUUUGAAGUUUUGUUGCCUGUGCUUUCUGUGCACCCUCACUGAGAGUUUCCCACAUGCUUUAACAACAGGACUUUGCCUGCAGAGAGUGAACUGGAAAUCACUGAAAAUAGGAGCUUCCUCUGGAGAAUUCCAGCACUAUCUAACAGCAAGGGAAGGACUGCCACUGAUUCUCAGUGGCUGGACAGUCAGUUCCAGGUAUUUCAGGGGUAGUGCUCCUUGAUUAGGCAGGCAGGCAGAAAGGGAAUGCCUCCCACAAGCUGUUUUCAUGUCAGGCUGGGGGGCACUCCCUGACUUAGACAGUGGCUGGUAGCUGAGGAAGAAAUAGGGAUGUGUCUAGAAAAGGGUGCUCAGCCCCUCUGGUGCACCUGGCAGCAAACUUUAGGGGCUUCCUGAGGCCAAAGCUGUAUCCUGCUCCCUGUGUGUAGUGCCUCCUGAUGGAUCCUCUUCCAUGAAUCACAUUACCUGCUCUUUGGAAGCCAUUUAGUCCUCUGGCCUUCACAAUGUCCUGUGCUGGUGAGCUCCAUAACUUAUAGAUUGAAUGUAUAAGAACUUCCUUUUUGUGUAUGUUAAAUAAAAGUAUUUUCUUGCUUCUGCUUGGUCUUUAAAAGAAAGCAAAAGUAGUACCAGAAACACUGGUAAUAGGAUGUUUAUCCUGUUGAGGUUGCUCCAUAUGGAUAACAUAUUUUCCUCACUAGUAAAGUACCUUUCUUUGGUUAUUUUACAAAGGAAAAAGUUUACAUAUGCAGAUGACUGUAAUAUUCCCACAUGUUAUUGUGUGGAAUGUGGUAAAUGAGAUAACAUGUUUAAGUUUUAUGUCACUGGAUUUUACUGUCCUGUUUUACUACAGUAUUGUGAUGCCUCCAGUUUUAUUUGUUCUGUAAUUCUGUGCCUGACAGUUUAGCACAAAACAGUGAUCUGACUCUCACCACCUCAUUGUAUGUACACAUUUUGUAGAAAAAUGAGACAUCAGUUAUGUGCCCUUCCUGCCCCCAACCCCUCCUGUUAGGGCUGAAUGGCAGAAUUGUUCUAUGCUAUUGAAAGCCUUUAAAAAAAUAAAAAUCUAUGCAUGCUAUUUUAUAUUCUAAUGUAUUAUUCAUAUCAGUACAUAAGCUUAUGCUUGUCAGUUUUAUCUUGUGUAUAGAACUGAUUACUUUUGACAGUAUUUUUGCACUGUUUCUUUUCUUUCUCUUUUUAUUAUAAAAAGUUCUAUCAGCAUUAA